UCCAUGUAUAUAAUUUCCACAGAUAUAGCAGUUCCUUUAUAGAAAUUUGAUUCUUUAAAAAGUUAAUUAAUUAAAAAUAUUUGGUUUUCGCUAUUGUAAUUGCAUAGAAAAAUCAAUCAUUUGAUUGGUACAACGGAAUAUUACAAGGAACUUUUAAAAGUGUACAAAAAAGAGCAGCUCAUUCUCAAGGAAAUACUAAAAUAAUAACAUAAAAAAAGUGAAAAAUGAUCAGCUAAGAUAAUUUCUAAUCAAAACAAACAAAUGCUCCACAUUUCGCCAUCAUUUACCGAAAAAUCUUACCAUUCGGACCUGAAGAUGAAUCACAUCAACAUUUUACAAGCAGAAAGUAAGCAACAGAAGCAAAAUAAUUCAAAAAGUACAUCCGGAAGUAGUUCGAAUGCCAACAAUAAUAAUAAUGGAGUUGUGUAUGUUGAUUUGGGAAAAGUUCUUUUGGAAGCAGCUAAAAUGGGUGAUGCUGAAAAGGUACAGGAAUGCAUUAAAAAUGGAGCGCCUUUUAUUACUGACUGGCUGGGAACUUCAGCCUUGCACGUAGCAGCAAAGAAUAAUUUUUAUGACACAUGUGCCACUCUUUUACGUUCGGGUAUUUCAAAAGAUGCAAAGACUAAGGUCGAUAGGACACCUUUACAUUUCGCAGUAUUCGAAGGGAAUUUUGAGAUUUGUCAGUUACUAAUUCAGCAUGAAUGCUCAAUUGAUCCACUUGAUAUGCUAAAAAUGACACCGUUACAUUGGGCUAUUGAGAAAAGUUAUGACAAUAUUGCAGAGCUUUUAAUUGAGAAUGGUGCAAAUCCUCACGUCAUGUCAAAAUUCCUUAAAACGCCAUAUAUGCUUGCAAAAGAGAAGAAUAAUGAUUUCAUUGUAAAUUUAUUAGAAAUGCUGCCCACAACUCCAUUAUCAUCCUCAAGUCAUUUUGACUCAUCGAGUGUUUUUGUUAAAACUCCAACACUCACAACACCAGCUAAAAUUAAGGACGAACCAGUAUCAUCAUUAAGUGACGUGCCACAAAAGUCAACUCUUAAAAGAGAACGCUUUCAUUCUUAUGACUCGGCUGAUACGAAACGAUUAAAAGCAUCUCAAAAUGAUGCAAAAAAUCUUACGUUGCAAUUAUUAAAGGAACAAAUGAGUAUGAUGACGUCAAAUGCCGAGGACAAUUUAAUACAGUCAGCAAUACAAAGUGGACGAAAGAUUAUGUUAACGGAAGCAGGAAAAAAGUUGUUAAACGACUCGAGCCUCAAUAAAUUUUUAAAAAUUCCAUUAAACACGACAAUAUCAUCAGCACCAACCUCAUCGCUCAAUCUGUCCAAUAAAUUAUCUCCAUUGCCAUCACCAUCAUCGUCGAUGACGAGAAGAUCGACAGGUGGUGAUAAUUCAGAUGUACUGGAAAUUUUCAGAGAAACAAGUGCAAAACUGCAACAGCAGCAAAAUGUGAAAACAAAUACAGAUAUUUUGAACAUAAUCAGAACAACAAAUGAUCUACAAGAGGUCACAAUAACACAGCGAUCAUCAAAAUUAUCGCCUGUAUCACCAAUACAAAAAACUGGUGUAAGCCUUUCUGCCAUAAAUGUGCCAAAAGCGAAAGCUCAAAAUUUGACUAAAACAAAUUUAAUGAAAACAAAUCAGUUGCCUUCGACGACGGAUAUCGUAAAUAGUUCCGACUUCCGUUCAAAAUGUCAAAAUAUUAGUAAUAAUAAUAAUAAUAAUAACAAUAAUAAUUUUAACAAUACUAAUAAUAAUAUUAAUAGUUGUACGGAUGACGAUUUCUCCAAGCCGGAAAUCAUUCAACGGAAGUAUUCGGAAUUAUUUAACAACUAUCAGCAAUUGAAGAAAUCAUUUGAGAGGGAGCAACAGAAAAGUGAUGUACUGCAAAGGCAAUUAACGCAAUUGCAAUCAAACUUUGAAUCGUACAAGCGUCAACAGCAGUUGAAAUUUGAUUCCAUAUUACAAGUACUAUUACAAAAAUUUGAUAAUACUAGCGGUGAAAGAAACAUAUUUAAGUAUAAUUUUAUUAACAAUACUGAUAACAAUGACGAUGCAGAAGAAGUCCUGUGAUUCAUGAUGUAUCUAUUCAGGGUUGGAAGGCUGCGAAUGACAGCACAAAUAAACAUGUUGAUCAUUCGCAGUUAUCAUAUCCUGUAUCUAUCGAUUGUUUUUAUUGUAUAUAUCAUUAGUAUCAAUGAUAACAUUUUCUUUUUUCAAAUAAUGAUGAUGACGACGAAAAAUGACUAUAUAUUUUUCUAUAUUGCAACUUUUCUCAAACAAAAUUUGCCUGAGAAAUUAAAUAAAUUAGUUUUAG
Messenger RNA from Chironomus riparius, 2311 nucleotides. Lineage: Eukaryota; Metazoa; Arthropoda; Insecta; Diptera; Chironomidae. The record is from the annotation of a GenBank genome assembly.